AUGCCUACUUAUCUAUCUGUUUUCAUAUCGUGGAUUGCUUUUUGGAUCGACACAAAGGCAUUACCAGCAAGGAUUACUCUUGGUGUAUCUUCGCUGAUGGCCCUUACAUUUCAGUUUGGUAAUAUUGUCAAGAAUCUCCCCCGAGUCAGCUAUGUAAAGGUGAUUUACUACAACGUGUUCUGGCUCUCAGUCUACUACUAUAAAUCAGUAUCAUUCCCCGUUGAGAAUUUAAGUGCUCGGAAGCAGCAAUAA
Molecule: messenger RNA, 252 nt
Organism: Cylicostephanus goldi
Lineage: Eukaryota; Metazoa; Nematoda; Chromadorea; Rhabditida; Strongylidae
Source: the annotation of a GenBank genome assembly